AUGCUCAAGCGGAUGAUUGCAGAGCACCAGAUCGAGGGCGAGUUCGGCAUCUCCGCGGCGAUCAAUCAAGAGACCGAGAAUGAGAACCUAGGCCUUCAGCAAGUCAUUGUGGAUGAGCAGGAGGAGUUCGGCAAGCAGAUGCUCACGAGGCAGUGGGCCAAGGAGGCCUGGAGCUAUAUCGACUCAAGUCAGAGGCUGCGACGGGCAAUGUUGAGACAGUCUCGACCUCUUCGUGGGCCUUACCAGACAGGCGACUUGGUCAGCUUCUUUCGGCGAGGCAAGUGGUUCGGUCCUGCCCGUGUGUUGUCCCAGGAAGGACGAAGCUCACUUUGGCUUGUGCACGCUGGAAUGACGGUCCUUGUGGCCGACACAGCGUGCCGACCGGCGUUCAUUGAGGAGAUCCGACGGAAGCAGGCGCUCGAGACGAGGCCGACAUGGACCAGGGGCAGCGUAAAGAGGAAGCACGACGACAUCUUCGAGGAGGACCACCUGCCCUUCGACCAGGACGUCCCGGUGUAUGACGAGGAAGGCCAGACACCGUUCUUUGACUUUCAAACGUCUGCUGCCGGACAACCUUCGGCUGAAGAGCCUUAUCUUCCUGGACCUUCUCAAGCUGCAGGCCCUCAGCUGGAGGACGAAGACCCAGGGCAUAUGAGUGAGGCGGCCGUUCUGGAUGAAGAAGUUCCUGAAGAACGACCUGCAGCUCCGAGUUCCGGGAAGGGUCACUUCAAGCACGACUACCUUAGCGAUAGUCUAGAUCUCCAGCUACCAGGACACGUCCGGAAGGAGGCGAACCAAAAGCUUCGUGCGUUCUUGUCGAACCGUUCUGAGAAGAAGUACAAGAAGAAGGCCGUGAAACAAGGAGCAGGGCGAGAGCUCGCUUACAACAAGUCCACAGAGGAGGUCAAGGUCAUGUUGGAUGCCACUCGGCGCAAGGAGUGGGACAACUGGAAGAAGUACUCCAACAUGCAGAAGAUUACUCGCAGCGACUUCGAGGAGAUGAAGCGGAAGGAUCCCAGCUUGCGGGUCAUACCGACUCGCUGGGUCGACAUCGACAAGGCGGAGAAAGGAAUGGAUCCGAAACUGAAAAGCCGUUUUGUUGUCCGAGGGGACUUGGAGGACGCGAGCCGCAUGAGGACGGAUUCUCCGACUGCUUCCCAGGUGGCCAUGGGACUGACCCUUUCCUUUGCUGCAGCUACAGGAAAGCCCUUGAAGUCCGGCGGUGCGCCAUACGACAUGGAAGAGGACGACCUGAUCGUUGUCUCCACCACCGUCUAUGGCACGAAGGACGCUCCGCGUGGAUGGUUCAAGAACUUGGAUGGCACGCUUGUGGGCCAUGGGCUGCGGAGAGUUCCCAUGGAAGCUGGCUUCUAUGUGCUGAACGGGGAGCGUCAAGAUGGCUCUACUUAUGUCCGAGGACUUCUGCUCAUACAUGUCGACGAUCUUCUGUGGUCGGGCGACGAGCAGCUUGACCAGAUCAUGGCCGAAGUUCAGCGCACCUACCACUUUGGUAGCCUCGAGGUGGAGGACUUCAAGUACUGUGGCCGACGGUUGCAGCAGACCAAGCUUGGGAUUUCAGUGACAUGCCCAGAGCUCAUCUCCAGGGUUCGGCCGAUAGCUCUAGACCAACGGCGACGUGGACAACGAGACCAGCUGGCUACCGAGUCCGAGAAGAACCAGCUUCGCUCGGUCAUCGGCUCGCUGAAUUGGCUUGUCAGGGUGUGUCGACCGGACAUCGCCUACUCGGUUGCCAGGUUGCAAUCGGCCAUGGCGAGGCCGAUCGUCCAGGACUUGGUGGACGCCAACGGCCUCAUCAAGUACGUCUCCAAGACAAAGAGCGAGGGGCUGUUCUACCCAAAAGGGGCCAUGGUUUUUGAGGAGCUCAUGAUCGUGGCGAUUCAGGACGCCUCCUACGGCGCGGACUACGACGUGAGUGUGUCUGGACAGAAGCUGGGACACCGGAGCCAAAGUGGCCGGGUCUUGUGCCUAGCGGCAAGGGACUACGGCCAGAACUUGGAUGGGGUUUUAUACCCUGUCCAAUGGCACAGCACCAUAAUCCGCAGGGUGUGCCGCAGCACUAUGCAGUCAGAAACGCUCUCCCUUCAACUGGGGGCCACCGAGGCGGAACAUCUUCGUGGUGUUGUGCACGGCCUCUAUGAGAACUUCGGCAGGUUGGGCACAGAGGCCUGGGUGGUGGCCGCUCAGGACCGCACUCGGGUCCUUUGGGUGACGGACUGUUACAGUCUGCUGACUCAUCUGCUCAACCCUGCAGCUGGAUCUGUGGCAGACAAGCGUCUUGCGAUAGAUCUCGGUGCACUCCGUCAAGAACUCUGGCGAGACUUUGGCCAGGCAGUGGGUGAUCCUCUGGGCAGCGACCGGCCUCCUGAGGAUGCUUCUACACGUAUAGUGUGGACGACCACCAACAGAAUGGUCGCAGACAGUUUAACGAAGCGGAUUGUGGCACACAGCCCGAUCCUUCGCCUUAUGAGGGGCGAGAGCAUAUGCAUGCAGCCCGAUCCAAGCCAGAAAACUACUACGGGUGUGAAAGCAGAAGAGUAA
Symbiodinium pilosum is the source of this 2559-nucleotide messenger RNA. NCBI's taxonomy places the organism in Eukaryota, Dinophyceae, Suessiales, Symbiodiniaceae. The record is from the annotation of a GenBank genome assembly.